Molecule: messenger RNA, 1390 nt
Organism: Annulohypoxylon maeteangense
Lineage: Eukaryota; Fungi; Ascomycota; Sordariomycetes; Xylariales; Hypoxylaceae
Product: HET-domain-containing protein
Exons: 3
Coding region: 71-1390 (439 amino acids)
Source: RefSeq, a predicted model, not a curated record
GAGAUCUUCUUUUAUUAUUUGAAAAAUACCUAUAGACUGAUUUGACCCCUAAAUAUUAGAUAUAUUCGUGAUGAGCGACAAUCUAGAUAGAAUUCUAAACCGGGAUGGCCACUUCAAGCAUCCCAUUAUCAAUUCCCAAACGCAAGCCCGGCUGAUGCGACUAUCUCCCAAUCGCACGAAAAAUAGGCGUCUACAGUACCGCUUAGAGGUUUUCGAUCUAUCUAGCUUCUCUUCAAUAGAAUAUACCGCCCUAUCUUACACAUGGGGGCGUGCAGUUAGUGUUGAUGAACUCUACGAGAUUUUAAUUGACGAUCAACCUUUCUUUGUACGCCGGAAUCUUUAUAACUUUCUUGCUACGGCAGCGGGAAAAGAGACUAGUGGCCUAUUUUUUGUGGAUGCGAUCUGUAUCAACCAGCUCAAUAGCGCGGAGCGACAGCAUCAGGUCCAGCAGAUGACACGCAUAUACCGCAAUGCAAACAACGUCAUAUCAUGGCUCGGGGUCCCAGAGACGGUUCAAGACUUAGACAGUGUGCGGAUUCUGGCCCAGACAAGAGGUAGAUGGGAUGGCUUUCAGUAUAUCAGCUAUCAUCCUUACUGGAGUCGCGUCUGGAUCUUGCAGGAAGUGCUAUUGGCCCAGAGGGUGGAAGUCUGGUGUUGGUACUUCACAUUUCCGCUCGAUCUAUUCGCAGGGAUCGACUCGUCGAAGGUUAAUUAUCACAUAUCACAAGUGAGAUUAUCCUCGGAUGGAAGACCACAAACAGUUGUCGAUGCUAUUUCACGAUCAUGUAGUCCAGCGGAAAGAAUUAUAACUCACAGAACACGACAUGUGUUCCGACCCAUAGUUGACCCCCUAGCUCAAGGGACCGCUGUUGGGACGCUCGAAGAAAUGAUAAAGGCGCUCGCAUACCCUUAUAUGGCCACAGAAACUUACCAAUCAUCCAUCCCCGACUUGAUUCAUCAGGUGGUGCGAAAAUUUGGCAUGCUCCAGUGCUCAGAUCCAAGAGACAAACUAUAUGGAUUCCUGGGAAUCCUAAAAGACAAUAGUAGGGCCAAGGUGAAUCCUGAUUACACGAUGCCCAUCAGCUAUGCUUUUCGCCAAGCUCUGAAGAUUGGCCUAGAAGAAAUAGGCGGCGAGCACUGGUUUGGGCUAUACUCAACAAGUCGUAACCAGGUUUAUACUAUCUUGCUUACGUACUAUUGCGAUGUACGUGACGCUUUUGAUAUGGAAGAUAGUAAUAGCAUGGCAAUACUAGAAGAGGUAGUCGCUGAACUUCGAUCCGAAGCUCUAACAACGGAGCCUAUGGCCGAAGAGUUGUGGAGAGAGUGGUUUCGUCCACAUUGGGAAUACGCGCUAUCAUUCAGCGCUUUUCAGCGUCUCGCUGGCGUGUAA